This is a messenger RNA of Lactuca virosa, 666 nucleotides long. The record is from the annotation of a GenBank genome assembly. Lineage: Eukaryota; Viridiplantae; Streptophyta; Magnoliopsida; Asterales; Asteraceae.
AUGGAUCGGAUGAAAAACAACGUCGAACCCUUCGUCCCCGGGACCCGUAUCCGUGGAAUUGCAGUCGGAAACGAGGUUCUAGGUGGCAGCGAUCAAGAACUCUGGGAGGUCCUGCUACUGGCAGUGAAAAACAUCCACACCGCUCUCGACCUCCUCCACCUAUACGACGAUGUUGAGGUUUCAAGCCCACAUUCCGCCGGUGUGUUCUAUAGUUUUACAGUGACAGACGUGAUGCAAGAGAUAUUCCCAGGCUGGGAUUGCUCAGAAAAGCUUGUUACUGCAAAACAAACUUAUGGUCGGGAAAUCCGUGUGUUCGAGAAAACAACAGCAACAAUAUCUCAAACAUCAGAUGAUGUCUCUGAGGAAACAGAUGACCUGGAAUUCACCACUGUAGAUUAUUAUCGCAUCUUGGCUACUAAAAAAGAAGAUAAAUAUUUGAAAACAAAGAAAAUUAGAGACGCAGAAGCAGCAGCUAGUAGAUCAAGAAUUACAAAGCCAGUGAUUCGUAUAAGGUUCCCAGAUAACCACACAUUAGAAGCCACAUUCCAUCCAACCGAGACAAUGCAAAGCUUAAUUGAUCUUCUUGUGAAAGUUGUAGCUCGACCAGACCUCCCUUUCUAUAUAAAUACUAUACCUCCCAAGAAGCAAAUAAAGAACAUGUCUUAG